AUGGCGAACGAUAAUGAGCGGCUGUUAAGUCCCCUUACGGAGGCCGAGGUGCUUUCAGCUAUCGUCCGGCUCAAUCGCCGUAAAUCGGCUGGCCUCGAUGAGUUGAACAAUGAUUUCUACAAGGAUACGGCGGCUCUUAUGGUCCCGGCUCUCGUCAUCAUCAGCAAUCAAAUACUUGCGGGGUCCGAGCUGCCUGCUUCUUUCCUGGAAUCCCAUAUUAUCGCUUUAAUGAAAAAAAGAUGA
Messenger RNA from Peronospora matthiolae, 243 nucleotides. NCBI's taxonomy places the organism in Eukaryota, Oomycota, Peronosporomycetes, Peronosporales, Peronosporaceae. The record is from the annotation of a GenBank genome assembly.